This is a messenger RNA of Cylicocyclus nassatus, 8380 nucleotides long. Lineage: Eukaryota; Metazoa; Nematoda; Chromadorea; Rhabditida; Strongylidae. The record is from the annotation of a GenBank genome assembly.
UCAUACUGAUUGACGCGACCAAUUUCAGGGUAAUCUGUUGCAUUCGAUCUAGUAUGUUUGGCGGUUGGUGAUGAACUCCGCCCUGCAGCAAACAGGACUAAUGUUUUUGAGAAGUGCCAUCGAAAGGAUUCUUUCGGAUCGUGAUAUCAAACGAAAAGAGAAUUUACAAUUGAAAAAAGCAUGCGAAAACGUUCUAGAAGAGUUGAAAGGCGAAGACUAUGCCAACGAUAACAACAAUGGUGAAGUUUUGCCGGACAAGGAGCAUAUCGUUGAAGCCGAUCGCUAUUUUUUACCGUUCGAGCUGGCCUGCAAAUCAAGAAGUCCUAAGAUCGUCAUCACUGCCUUAGAUUGCCUUCAGAAACUGAUAGCAUACGGUCAUCUGACUGGACGUGGAGCGGAUUCGUCGAAUCCUGAUCGGAAACUGAUUGAUCGCAUUGUUGAAGCCAUCUGCUCAUCGUUCGUAGGUCAAGGAACCGACGAAGCCGUGCUACUACAAAUAAUAAAGGCUAUACUUGCCGUUGUGCUCACCAAUAAUUGUGAAGUGCAUGAAGGUUCCCUUCUGCUAGCUGUACGGACAUGUUUCACUAUCUUUCUUGCCACAAAAAGCCCUAUCAAUCAGUCCACGGCUAAAGGAACUCUUACUCAGGUCAUCAAUGCCGUUUUUGCUAACAUGGAACGAAUGGGAAAUACCAAGGACGAUUCGGUCAUCGUUCAUGAAGUCGUUGAACACCUAGUUUCCUCAGCUGUAAGCAUGGCGAUAGAAUGCGGUGACGAAGUGGAAAGCCGAAGUGGUCGUGGUGGCGCUGGAGCGUCUACUAUCUGGGGCGAUAACGACGGUGCACAUGCCGAAGAUCAGAUCACCUUUCCCAACGUUGAGCAGAAGGACGCUUUUCUAGUGUUCCGAGCUCUUUGUGUUCUUGCUCAGAAGGACGAGGGUGAUGUGAAUGACCCAAGAAAUACGCACCUGAACUCUAAAAUGUUGGCGUUGGAAAUGUUGUUGCUGGUUUUACAAAACUCUUCAACAACAUUGCAAAAUGCUCAACCAUUCAUUUUGUUGAUUAGGAAGUCGUUAUGUGUCGCUCUCUCAAGAAAUGCAGUAUCGUCCAAUGUAAAGGUCUUCGAAAAAUCUUUGGCUAUCUUUGUGCAACUUUUAGACAAGUUCAAAGUGCAUUUGAAGCUGCAGAUUGAGGUCUUCUUCAAAGAAAUCAUUAUAUCCAUGCUUGAGUCUUCAUCAUGUUCAUUUGAGCAUAAAUGGAUUGUUCUGCACACCAUAGGAAAGAUUCUGGCAAAUCCUCAGUCUGUAGUGGACCUGUAUGUAAACUAUGACUGCGAUUUGACGGCGCACAACGUGUUCGAAAAUUUGGUAGAGGUGGUAUCUAAAACCGCGCGAACUGCUAUCAACGACAAUGCCCCCAUAGUACAGAAAGAACGCGAAAGAGCCAUGCGUUUACUUGGUUUGAGCUGUUUGACGGACCUUCUCCAGUGCCUUGUUGAUUGGUUCGAUGUUUGUGAAACCACUAAAGACGCAAUGUAUCAAGCUAGAGCAGAUGAAGACGAUACAGCAGCAGAGUUGCCUUCCUCGCCUACUGUACAUAGGUUUAUUCAUCUUAAACAGAAAAAGGAGCUAAUGGAACACGGAAUCUUGCUAUUUUCGCGUAAACCGAAGCAGGGGCUCAAAUUUCUGCAAGAACAUGGAUUUGUUGGCACGGAACCCAAUGAAAUAGCUGAGUUUCUGAUGAAGGAAGAACGACUGGACAAAACCGUUGUGGGAGACUUUCUCGGUGACCCCGAUGAGUUCAAUAAGCAAAUCAUGUACGCAUAUGUGGAUGACUUGGACUUUUCUGGUCGUGAUUUUGUCUCGUCUUUGCGGAUAUUCUUAGAAAAAUUCCGAUUACCCGGCGAAGCACAGAAGAUCGACCGACUCAUGGAAAAGUUUGCUUCCCGAUACUGCGAAUGUAAUCCUAGUUUGGGACUGUUUGCUUCUGCAGACACAGCCUAUGUUCUUGCCUACUCUAUUAUAAUGCUUACUACAGAUCUUCAUAGCGCACAGGUGAAAAGCAAAAUGACAAAGGAUCAGUAUGUAAACAUGAACCGAGGCAUUAACAAUGGUGCUGAUCUGCCACCAGAUGUGCUAUGUGCCAUCUACGAUGAUAUCGCUGCUAACGAAAUCAAAAUGAAAGCUGGUGCUAGCAAACUUCUCAAAUCGAAAAAGGCAAAUGCAGGAGAGAACGAAAAACAACGGCGAGCAAUGGCAAAUCUUGAACUCGCGGCUAUGUCGGAAACGGCUAGAUCUUUGAUGGAAAGCGCUAGCAAUGCGGCAGCAGAUUUCACACCAGCCCAGCACCAGCAUCAUGUUCGACCUAUGUUCAAAAUAUGCUGGACACCAUGUCUGGCUGCGUUUAGUGUCGGCCUGCAAGCGUCAGAUGAUGUGGAAGAGUGGUACCUUUGUAUACGAGGUUUUCGGCUAGGAGUGCGUGCUGCUUGCGUUUUGAGAUCUAGACUGGAACGAAAUGCCUUCAUACAGGCAUUGGCCAGGUUCACACUACUUACUGCCAAGAAUGCGCUGGGAGAAAUGAAAGAGAAGAAUAUUGAGGCCAUCAAGCUGUUGCUUGCCAUCGGCGACGAAGACGGUGAUUAUCUGGAAGACAACUGGGUUGAUGUGAUCAGAUGCAUAAGUCAACUUGAACUUGCGCAGCUUAUAGGAACGGGUCUGGGAACUUCAACCAAAGAGGACAAGGAGAGCAGUCGACAAUAUGUGAUGAAGAGCACGGGUGCAUUGGAUGAGCGUACGCUAGCCACACUACAAGGUGCCCUUGGGGAAACCAGUUCACAAGCGGUCGUUGUAGCUGUUGACAGGAUAUUCCAAGGAUCAUGUCGUUUGACAGCGGAUGCUAUCGUGUAUUUUGUGCGCGCCCUCUGUGCCGUUUCCAAAGAAGAGCUGAAUCAACCAGCCGCUCCGCGAAUGUUCCUUCUAGGGAAACUAGUCGAGGUGGCGUUCUAUAACAUGGGAAGGAUUCGUUUAGAGUGGCGGAGGGUAUGGGAAGUAGUCGGCGAGCACUUCAACAUGGCAGGAUGCAAUGCGAGCGAAAUUGUAGCCCAUUAUUCUGUUGAUGCUCUACGACAACUGGCGAUAAAGUUUCUUGAAAGAGGGGAGCUGCCAAACUUUCGAUUCCAGAAGGAUUUUCUUCGACCUUUUGAGGUCAUCAUGGCAAGAAAUCGCUCUGUUCAAACUCGUGAGCUAGUUGUUGCUUGCUGUUCGAACCUGGUGGAAGCUCACGCUCCUCGAAUAAAGUCAGGCUGGCAAAAUUUGUUUUCUGUUUGGACGCUUGCUGCUGGUGAUGUGCAAAAAGAUAUCGUCGAAGCAGCGUUCCUGGCUAGCUCCAGAGUGGUACUUUAUCAGUUCAAGGAGGAUUUUGCCUCAGUGCUGGAUGCCUUCCAAGAAGCAUUAAAAUGCUUAGCGGAAUUCGCCUGCAAUACCAAUCAUCCGGAUAUGAAUAUGGAAGCUAUACGACUUAUUCGUUCUUGCGGAGAGUACGUCUCCAUCAACCAAGAACGCAUUGUCGAAGCACCAUGGGAAGAGUCAUGGAGUGUGUCAGGUGAUCAGCGGAUAUGGCUGCGUGGGUGGUUUCCUAUUUUCUUCGAACUGAGUUGUAUAAUAAAUCGAUGUAAACUGGAUGUUCGUACUCGGAGUUUGACCGUGAUGUUCGAGAUCAUGAAGAACCAUGGAAAUGAAUUCCGGUCUGAGUGGUGGAGAGAUCUUUUCAACAUUGUAUUUCGAAUAUUUGAUCAUGCUAAGUUGGACGAGCAUCGCGCUGAUAAAAAGGAAUGGAUGAUGACAACUUGCAACCACGCAAUGUACGCAAUAGUUGAUGUAUUCACGCAGUUUUUCCCACAGCUCAGUGAGCUCGUGCUACCAUCCAUCUACGAACAGUUCGCUGUUUGUAUACAACAGAAAAACGAGCAACUAGCACGAUCUACGGUUAAUUGUUUGGAGACGCUGAUAUUGCUCAAUGGGGAACGAUUCAGCGAUGACAUGUGGGAGAAAACGGUGAAACUUUUCCGACGUCUUUUUGCAGCAACACUACCGAAAUCCCUAUUAACGUGGGAGCCGGAUCGACCUGCAUCUGGAGUUGCUAAUGACUCGAAUAACGAGGAUCUUGACGGCAAAGUUCCGAGCAUUGACGGGCGACCUAACGGGUCAAUCCAUCCCGAUGCGAUGUUCUCUGAACAAAUCGUUUUUUGUGUAGUGCAGUCAGAACUGGUGGAUGCGGUUACAUCUAUAGUUUUAGGAGCGAAGAAAAGCACAGACGAGAUAGUUCUGAGCAUACCAGCGAUAAAGUCGGAACAGCCUAAUGGUUCAGACUACAGUAAUACUGUAAGCAAAGGUUUGUUCAGUACCAUGGAUCCCAUACUUCUACUGAGCCUUUGUGAUGCUUUGGGAGAGAGCCAACGAUUAGCAAAGCAGUUCAACGACAACAAUGGGCAGAGGACGUUGUUAUGGAAGGCUGGUCUCCGCGGCUCGAGUAAGCCAAAUUUGAUAAGGCAAGAAACGCACGCACUGCGUGCCAUACUAGCUAUCCUUCUGAGGCUUCUCAACGAUCCCCGUUCAGAACCUGUGCAAGACAGAGUUGCGAAGGGAGUGCUCAAUGUUGUAUCGGCUGUACUUCGUGGCUACGGAGAAGCUGGUUCUGAUGCUCGUCGCACAGCGUACGCUCCCGUAGUUUGCGAAUUACUACAAGAAUGUCUUCGUCUGCCACCUCAUCUUCUACCCGCGCUGGGCGCCGAGUUUCCAGUGCAUUUAUGCGAGCUCGUUGAGAUUGCUGAAGGGCAACCAUUGCGAUCACUUUUGGCUACAUUACUACGGCAGUUUUUAGCGAGCAAGAACUGCGUCACAACAAAUACAAAUGCCAAACCUGUGAUCAAUGGUGUCUCUGAAAAAUCUAGCGAACCGCUUCUUCCUCGUUAUCACGUAACUUAUCUGCAGGCAAUUCUUGGCUUCCAUAUAGUUGUCUCUCUCAUAGCUCUCACUGUCAUGAGCAAGCUAGGCACUCGCCUUUCUUUGAUACAAAUGUUCAUUGUGAAAGGAUUAUAUCGUUUCAUUGCUCCUUCUAAUGAUGAUAUCCGUGCACUUAUGCCACCAUCUAAAGACAAUCCCAGAGCAAGAAAGAAAAAACGGGAGGAAGAAGAAGCUGAGGGUUUCAACGUACCCAAAUCUCUUCCGUUACGUCUUCGUGUGGGCAGCGUUUUGGAGGAGGAGCUCAGAAAUCUUCCCAUGUACUCUUCUGUUCAUUGGCUUUCUCUGUUUGUACCAUUAUGUCUCAUCGUGUACUCAAUGAGUGAGCUUUAUUCAUUUAUGUUCCCAAGCAGCACCGACACCAAUGUUGCUAUCCUUUGGCUCCUUAUAGCUGUAGCCUUUGUCUUGCAGGUGCUUGCGCGUUUGACGUCGUGGCUAAUUAUCAAUGAAGAUGAGAGAAGUGUUCUGUUGAUGUUUGCGGCAAUAUUUUUCUUAUUCUCUGUCAUAUUUGCAACCCAAGCUGACCAUUUCUUCGAUAUCCAGUUGCUCAGAGCCUAUGAUCAUUUUUGUGACAAUAUUGCAACAUUGAUGAAUGAGACUGGGAUCACCGAGAGCUAUGCACGAUACAGGGACCCGAUACUUCUAUACGUUUCCAUGUCUGUUCUAUUCUCGUUCAUUGCCGCGAUGCUGGUCUUCCCGAACUUCCGCUACGCUAAUAUGUACACUAAUGCUCAGCAAAGUGUCUCCCGAUUGACGAAAUUCGGUUUACAUAUUACAUUUUUGUUACCGCUUCUCACUCUGUUAUCUUUUUCAAGUCCCGUCAAGAAGCAGCUUGUAUUUGGACCAAGGAAAUUGCUCACUGAAAAUCAGCUAGAUAUUACGCGGGUUUAUCUAGCUAUUCUAACACUUGCUAUGAGGAUAGCUUAUAAAACGCCCCAUCUUCAGGCGCAUCUGAAUUUAUCCUCCGCAAAACUGAAAGCCUUGCAGCGAGAAACUGGAUACAUCAGAAAUAUUGCAUUGCAAGCAACAGUGAUCUCUCUUGGACAGGAAUGCCCUCUGCUCACAUUGCUCAUUCUGCUACAGUUGUGGGAUCCCUACGCUCAAUUUUUGAUGCUACUGUGUGUCGUGCUAUCUGUCCCGGAUGGAACAUUGAACGGAUUCGAUAAGGAUUACGCUAUCAAUGGACCAUCGCUCACGAUCAUCGGUGGUAAACAGCAAACAGAGGGCGAUUACCAAUGCGUUGCUGUCGUUUCGGAAGUUCGACUUUCUAAUCGCCAAGUAAUCAGAACCACUCUGGUUUCUGAUCCGAUAAAGCUUCGAAGAGCGCGCAUCACGAAAUUCGAUCAAACCACCAAUCAUUAUGUGCAUGUGGAACAGGGACAAGUCGCUCGCUUACCCUGCGCUGGUUUACCUGACGUCGUUCCUGGGCCUGCCGAAAUAUGUUUCGUCAAAAGCGGUUCCGAUGAUGGAUGCCUGAGUGACAAAGUCGACUCCAACUACCUUUCAACAGCUACAGGAAUGCAGAUAUCCGUCGUGCAGCCGCAUCAUGCUGGAGAAUACUACUGCGUUGUGCGAAAUGACUACACAAAACAAACGAGGAAGAGUCCGCGAUAUGUUAAACUUAGAGUAGAGCCGUCUAGCAAUGCAUCGCUGUCAGAACAACCUCAACUUCCUCAGCUGGUGUAUCCAAGCAAGGAGAAUCGGCCAGACAAUCCCAUUGUCAUCGAUGCUGUCGCCGGUCAUGAUGUCAUUCUUGAAUGUGUAUAUGUGCGUGCAAAAGUCAUAUGGACCAAACUUGGCAAUGAAGCACCUGAGAUCUCUCUUACUGACGAUGAAGCUCGACUGAGACAGGUGUGGGGAAACCUCAGAAUUCGUCAAGUAGCUCAAGAUGACUCAGGAGUAUAUUCUUGCCAUGGACUUUCUCCCUUUGCUGCUGAUUCGUCGUUGAAUGAAGAUCAUUUACAAGUGUAUUACUCACUUGUGGUCCAUGCACCCACGGAUGUGCAUCUUGAAAUGAACCAGAAUGCGCGUGACAGAAGCUGGCAGCUUUCAUGCUUUGCUAAGAACGUAAAGUAUGAAAUCCCCAUGGUUUAUGUGAACGGCACCCCUCUGACUGAUGCGAUUGCUGAAAUGGGUGUAGCCUACUCUGCAAACCUUUUCAGUAAUCCCGUCAACGCCACUAUAAGAAUAAGGAGUAAUUAUAGCGCAAGCGUGCAAUGCGUAUCACGCCCAGCUAUGGAUGAGGCAGAGAUAUACGGGAGUGGUUUGGAACGUGGUCGAUCGCAUAAUAUGUACGUAGUGAGUAGUCCAAGCAAGGAUCACCUCAUCAGACAAGGCCCCGUCAAUGUGACAGCCAUUGUCGGCGAUGAUGUAGAGCUCAUAUGCCUCGUUAUACAACGUGUACGUUCGAAGUACUGGCUGAAAGACGGUUCGUUCGUACCUUUUGGUGCUGCCAGGACGCAGAGGGUAGGAUCGAAUAGUCUAAAGAUCCACAAUGUCGAGAAGAAAGAUGAAGGGUGGUACACUUGUGUCGUGGUUGGAGAAGGUUCAGAUAAGAGUGAGCAGCAAGCUUAUCUCAAAGUAGCACCUAGGUUCGAAGAAGUUUUGUCUCAAGCCGUCUCAAGCACAGAGUCGUAUGCAGCAAAGAAGAAAGAUGACAACGUCAGUAUCGAGGACGUGCAUGGUUUCGUGACCAAUUCCCAUGUUCGCAUUCAGUGGUCCGUGAUUGGUAAAAUGGAAUCGCUGACAUCGGUGAGUGGAUUCGAAAUUGAAAUGCGGAAAUCUUCGAACAACUCCUGGACGACGGCAGACAAUGUUGGCAGUCAUGUGCGUGCUACAACUAUAAGAGAGCUUACACCAGGGAAUCACUAUCAGUUUCGAGUGAAAAUGAUGAAAGGCGAUGGAAAGAUAGUGAUCAGUGAAAGCACAGGCUGGUUAUUCGUGGACCAUCCUGCUGAAGGAGCGUCUGAGUUCGGUUUCAUAGGAGCAAACAACUCCGAUGCCUUCGAAAAUGGGCGCAAUACGAGUGAAAAUGUUAUUGCGAUAAAUAAUUCACUUGAUGGAUAUCUGAUCACUUAUUUGUCCAAAGCAAUGACGGAAGGAUUAUCAGCAAAAUCCAUAGGCAUCCUCUGUGUACCUGUUGCAGUUUUCUGCUUGUUGCUUUUGAUCUGCUGCGCCGUCUGGUGUAGUGUUUGGCAAAACAACAAGGAGAGCCAUUUCCCAUCGAAAUCGGCAAAUGGCAAAUUCUUGGACACUUCAUAUCGCAUAUUCAAUGAGCAAAAAGUCCACAAAUGCAGAAUCAAUCAUGCUAAUUUUGAACCUGCGCAACUCCGCGAAAAUAUGCCCUUAAAUACGGUUGAGGAAUGA